Messenger RNA from Gryllus bimaculatus (two-spotted cricket), 1260 nucleotides. Lineage: Eukaryota; Metazoa; Arthropoda; Insecta; Orthoptera; Gryllidae. The record is from the annotation of a GenBank genome assembly.
AAACAUAUGAACUUAUCUUUUGUUACUAUUCUUGGUCUGUACUUGGCCUUCAUACAAAAUUUUGAAUUGAAACAAAUUGGUGUUGAGGAUCCAUGUUUUACCAAUUUCAGUACAAAAUUACCCCUAAGAUUUGAUAUACCUCAGUAGAGAUCCCAAUGUGAUAUUUUUAUUUGUGUAGGUGUGUGCCCUCUUGGAGCUUCCAGCAGCAUUGCAUCUGGGCUUGAUGGAGAAUCUAUUGUCAGUGGAUCGCCUCCAGGCAGUCCUUGGCUGUUGCCAGUGCCUUCACAAACUAGUCUCCCAGCCUUUAGUCGGCAACACAGCCAGUUGUCUGGUUAUGCAUCCGGAGAGUGUGGUCCAACUUCUCCAUUGGCUGGCAGUGGAGUUUGCAGUUGGAAUGUCACCCGUCCUCCUGGGGAGCCAACCCAUGGAGCUGGAUCACCCGAUCUAGGCAUUGAGAGUGAUGCAGGCCGCUUCUCUAGCCUUGAGCCUCUGUCGUCACACUGCGGGAGCUGCGACCGGGAAGGCACUCGGGGUCUGUGUGGCUUUCAAGGCAAGCUAGAUAUUCCUUGUUUACAACUUGAAAGACGUCAUGUGGAACAUUCAAGUGCAAGAAAUGCUGAAAUGCAAGCUAUAUUUCACAAGCACACAGAAACAAGCACUGACGGGGAGUCAGAAUAUGCAAGGUUGCAGAAAGAGAAUAGUAAUUUGAAGAGGAAUCUCAGUAGGACUAAGAAGUUGCUUGAGGCUACUGUCACUCAACUAUCAUCAUCAAAUCAACUGAAGCGGCAGAUGGAACUUGCCAUUUGUAAACAAUUGAACAAAACCCAGAAUGUUUUAAAACAAGCCAAAGGUGAAUGUGAAGUGUCUGUUGAACCUGUAAAAUAAUAUACUGAAACUUACACCUAAUAUAACAUUCUAAGAAUGUUAGUGUGGUGUGCAGUAAUGGGUUAUAACAAAAUGAUAAAUGAUAACUUUGAAACCAAUGGUUUAUUUUCAAAAAUGAAUUUAAAGUCCAUGACCAUAAUUUGUGAGAAGAUACAGAAUUUAUAUUUCAGACAAAAUAGUAUUUAUCAACCUUACAAUGUGUGCUUUCUUCAGAUAACGUGUAGUUUUAGUGUGCAGAUUGUAUGAGUCAUAUUUUCAGGUAAGUUACUGCAAUUUUUUGUUCAGUACCUUACCAGAACAAGUUAAAAUUGUAAUAACCAUAUUGUUGUAGAAGUGUAAAUAUGUGAUAUUAUUUUCUUUAUUAAAAGAAAAAAA